AUGGCUUCCUCCAGCCCAAAAGUGCUUUUGCAGCUUCUGCUUGUCUGUAUGAUCUUCUUCUCAACAACUAAGGCUCUCAACAAUUCUUCUUCUUCAUCAUCAACAACUAAUACUCUCAAUCCCCAUUUGUCUUCCAUUAAGUCCUUCUGCAAGUCCACACCUUACCCUGAUGUCUGCUUCGACUCACUGAAGCUCUCAAUCUCCAUCAACAUCUCCCCCAACAUCCUCACUUACCUCCUCCAAUCCCUCCAAAUCGCGCUAUCUGAAGCCACAAAGCUCUCCGAUCUCUUCUACAAGGCGGGACUAUACUCGAACAUAGUUGAGAAACAAAAGGGAGCAAUCCAGGACUGCAAAGACCUCCAUCAGAUCACACUUUCUUCCAUACGGCGAUCAGUUUCUGGAGUGAAGUCAUCGAACAGCAAGAAACUAAGGGAUGCAAAAGCCUAUCUCAGUGCUGCCCUCACAAACAAGAACACUUGCUUGGAAGGCUUGGAUUCUGCUUCUGGUCCAAUGAAGCCAACCCUGGUCAGUUCCUUAACUAGUACAUACAAGUAUGUUAGCAACUCUCUUUCUGCUCUCAAGAGUCAAGUGCCUAGUCCAAAAGGCCGUAAAAACCGGCGUCUGUUGGGAGUUCCUGCAUGGAUUUCUAGGAGAGAUCGCCGGAUUUUGGAGAGCUCCGGUGACGAAUAUGACCCGAGUGAAGUGUUGACAGUAUCUGCUGACGGUAGUGGGAACUUCACCACCAUCAGUGAUGCUGUUAAUUUUGCUCCAAAUAAUAGUUUUGACAGGAUUAUUAUCUAUGUCAAAAAAGGGUUUUAUGAUGAAAAUGUGGAAAUCCCAAGCUGGAAGACGAACAUUGUUCUUCUUGGAGAUGGAAGUGACAUCACUGUCAUCAGUGGCAUCAGAAGUGUCGCUGAUGGUUGGACCACUUUCAGAUCUGCAACACUAGCUGUAUCCGGGGAAGGCUUUCUGGCAAGAGACAUAGGCAUUGAAAACAGAGCAGGACCAGAGAAGCACCAAGCAGUUGCAUUGAGAGUAAAUGCAGACCUUGCUGCAUUGUACAAGUGUGCCUUCAGCGGUUACCAAGACACGAUGUACGUGCACUCUUUCAGACAGUUUUACAGAGAGUGUGACAUCUCAGGGACCAUCGACUACAUAUUUGGUAACGCCGCUGUUGUAAUCCAAGACUGCAACAUUGUAUCCAAGAUGCCAAUGCCGGGACAGUUCACCGUUAUCACAGCACAAGCCAGGGACAGCGAAGAGGAGGAUACCGGAAUCUCAAUACAGAAUUGUUCAGUCGUGGCUGCUGAUGACUUGUACGCCAACAAAGGCAGUGUCAAAAGUUACUUAGGCCGGCCGUGGAGGGUGUACUCUAGGACAGUUUUCCUAGAGUCCUACAUUGAUGACUUCAUUGACCCGAGUGGGUGGAAAGAUUGGUCUGGGGAUCUAGGCUUAGACACUUUGUACUAUGGAGAGUAUGAAAAUUAUGGACCUGGUUCAGGGACGGAUAGUAGAGUAAACUGGACAGGGUAUCAUAUUAUGGACUACUAUGAUGCCUCAAAUUUCUCAGUAUCAGAGUUCAUUGUAGGUGAUGAAUGGCUGCAGUACACUUCAUUCCCUUAUGAUGAUGGCAUCUGAUCUACUGAAGUGUUAGUAAUGUUCUUGUUUCAAAGAAAUGAAGAAUUCCCUUCCUCUUUGCAUCUCUUUCGCAUCGUAUUUCCCACUCUGUUGUGUGUGGCUGGCCUGAAUUGUUAAGGCAGAGUAGGCUACUCUGCCUUAGCCACCCU
This is a messenger RNA of Fragaria vesca subsp. vesca, 1787 nucleotides long. RefSeq names its product probable pectinesterase/pectinesterase inhibitor 12-like. Bases 1 to 1638 code for a protein of 545 amino acids. Gene Ontology annotation, molecular function: pectinesterase activity; pectinesterase inhibitor activity. Lineage: Eukaryota; Viridiplantae; Streptophyta; Magnoliopsida; Rosales; Rosaceae. The record is from RefSeq and is a predicted model, not a curated record. The transcript is spliced from 3 exons. Gene Ontology annotation, biological process: cell wall modification.